Messenger RNA from Pseudoliparis swirei, 3163 nucleotides. RefSeq names its product cyclic AMP-responsive element-binding protein 3-like protein 3-B. The transcript has 9 exons. The record is from RefSeq and is a predicted model, not a curated record. Bases 496 to 1554 code for a protein of 352 amino acids. Gene Ontology annotation, cellular component: nucleus. Lineage: Eukaryota; Metazoa; Chordata; Actinopteri; Perciformes; Liparidae. Gene Ontology annotation, biological process: regulation of transcription by RNA polymerase II. Gene Ontology annotation, molecular function: RNA polymerase II cis-regulatory region sequence-specific DNA binding; DNA-binding transcription factor activity, RNA polymerase II-specific.
UAAAGGCUUGAUUGGACAGUGAUAAACUGGAUUCAGAGAACACAGUUGUGUGAUAUGGCCUUUCAACUUUGUCCCUUUCAACAGGCUCAGGCAUUGCUCCAAGACGUCCACGCCACGCAGAGGAACUUACUGAUCUGUGUUUUUAUUCCUGCCGGAUAGUUUUACUGUAAUUUAAUCAGCUGCUGCUUUAAUGUUGGAAUUAUGACACUGAAUACAGACACGGUAAGACAGCUUUGUUAUCCGACCACAGGAUACAACUAUGUGUGUAAGAGUUGGAUUCAGACUGAGUGUGCUUAAAAAUCAGUUUUGAAGAAGUUAAAUGUGUGUUAACUUGAGGAGUCUUUGUCCGAGGCAAAGUGUGGGACAACUGGAGGGCUGAGUCGUGUUUUUAGAAACAAGCAGUCGGACACGCAGCUUCACUUCUGAGAAACUGAGGAUCAUCUGCAUGUUAAACUCGAUGCUCAGAGUAGUCCUUUGUUUCAGGUGCGUAGUGGGAUGAAUUUCAUUGACCUCUUGCUCAGGAACCCGGACGAAACCACCGGUUGCCACAGCAACCAGCCGUGUACUAUCACGAUUCAUGAAACCCUGAGCCACAGAAGGAGGGCUGCUGAUGACUUCCUGGGUGUGCUGCUGGGUGGGAGCGACUCCUCCUCUGCUCCAGCAUCCCCCCUGUGGUCCCCCGGCACCACUGACAGCGGCAUCAAUGAGGACGCGCUGGUGGACCCCAGAGAGACCCUCCACCCGCCCUACUGCUCAGUGUUUACAGCCUUUGACACGCAGUCUUUCCCUCAACUUCCACUUCCAGAGAACCAGCUCCCGCCGCACGAAAGAACAUCCGACGUUUACAUUGAUAUAGGCUGGGAGUCUGAUGACCUCCAACAGCCGUUUGGCAUCGCACACUACCUCACCACGAACCAACCCUCCAAUCAGACGCUCACCGUCAAGGACCUGCUGCUUACCAGUCCGGGACAGAAAGCGCAGCAAAUCUCCCAGCAUUCCUCACAGGAGCUGGUUCUUAAUGAGGAGGAGAAGAAGCUCCUGGUUAAAGAAGGGGUGAACUUACCCAACAAACUGCCCCUGUCCAAGUUUGAAGAAAGGGUUUUGAAGAAGAUCCGGCGGAAAAUCCGCAACAAGCACUCAGCUCAAGAAAGUCGGAAGAAGAAGAGAGAAUAUGUUGAUAGUCUGGAGGGAAGGAUGUCUGCAUGCGGUGCUCACAACCUCAAGCUGCAGAGAAAGAUGCAGCAGCUGGAGGAGACCAACAAUGAUCUGCUGGAGCAGCUCAGCCGGCUACAGGCGUUCCUCCCCAACUGCUCCAGCAAAACAAGGCACAGAGGGACCUGUCUCCUGGUUUUGCUCCUCUCCUUCUCCCUGAUCAUUUCCUCAAAUCUUCAGCCAGACUCCUACAGCCAACCCAGCCAGGGAGAGUACACACAGACCAAAGUGCCGUCCCGCACCUUGCAGUCGAUGGAUGAAGUGCGAGACGUCGCUCCCGUUCCUCUCUUCUCCAUCUCCAGAGGCUUUGAGGCUGUGGGUCAGGUGAUGGAAAAGCUCUGAGCCUGGACAUAUCUCCCCGUGGUAGACUUCCCGUCUUCCCACCACCAGGAUUGCAGGCAAUCCCUGAUCUCCUUGCAACCCCCAAAAGAAAGACAUAGCAAAGGAAAUCGGGCUUGUUUGCAGGCGGAGUAUCCAAAUGAGCAAUUUUGAUCGUUUUUCAAAAUCUGUUUCUUACUGCAGAGACUGAGAGUGUUAUGCUGUGUGUUAUGGUGGGUUUGCCAUCCACUCAUCCACAUACAAACUGCUCGUUCAAAGUAAUGUAAAUGAAAUUCACUCACUCAGAUGGAGGUCAGCGAGGAGGUCAUCCAAACAUAUGUUCAUGUUGCUUUGGAAAACAGCCUCGGGGACAUGUUUUAUAUGUAAAUUCUGCAAAUGCUGUAUUUUGUUAUUUACUUUUAAAGUAUAUGUUAGGAAAAAUAUUUAUCAAAAAAGAUUUGUACUCGUUUAGUUUGCAAUGCUGACAACAGCAAAACAUAAUUAAAAUGUUUACUCGAGUGAUUUUUUUUGGAAGCCCCUGUGGGAUUUGUUUAUCCCAGUAAUGCCAUGUGUCUCAUUUGGAAGAGAUUGCAACACAAAAAAAUGAGGGAAAACUAAAAAAAAUGUUCAUGAAAGCUGUCAAUGUGGGAAAAGCUUCAGUUUUAUCAAAAUUGUUGAGCAAAAGUCUUUGUUAUUUUAUUUGUGGAAAUAUAAUGAUUGGCGGCUCAUGUAAUUAUGUAACAUGCUUUUUUCCAGUGAUGCCAAAGAUAGUUGUUGCAUAAACAAGCUGUCAUUCAUUGCAUUUCAAGGACAGUGACUGAACGGCCCUCUGUUACAUAGAGUUAAUCCACCUCACACUUCAUUGGUUAGUUAUUGUCUCUGGUUUGCUGGUGCUGCACAUAAUAUUUUCUAUUAAUAUUCUAUAUUAUGUCCAAAACCUCCAAUGUUUCCUUGCUCAUCUCCUCUGUUGAAUGUAACGCAUCAUAAUUCAGUUCAUCUGUUUUGUCUGGGGCGAAAUGUGCAUCUCAAAAAAACAUUUUUUAAGGAUUGAUGCCUUCCGAGCGAAGGAACGCGGGGAACAUCAAUUUCACAUGUGGAUUUAUGAAGCGCUGAUGUUCAAGCAUCCUUUGCUCACUGAAAUAACAUGAACUCAGUUGAGGCCAGUCCCAUACGAUGGUAUUCACACACAGCAUGUGUUGAAAUGUCACUAGAUACAGUUUCCUACAUUAAGCACAAUAUACAAGGUCAUGUCCUUCAUGAUUUACAGUAUGUUUUGUAAGUACUACCAUUAGUAUGGACUGUCACGACCCGGCUCUUAGGCCACGACAAAGACAAGGGAGACACCGGGUUGUUUACAAGAGUAACAGUCUUUAAUUCUCAUUAACAUAGUACAGAGAUUCCAGCCACCGACUACUGCUGUUGACAGCUCUAAAAAGCGUCCGGGGACGCGUCAGCUGUUCCCGGCUGUGAUGAUGCUCCGCCUCCUCCGCACCUGCAACACAUGAAGUCCUGGCAAACCCCGCCUCCAGCCAGAGGGGCGUCACAGGACAUAUUCAUAUUUAGGUUAGGUUGGAUAAAAAGUUAAGGGGAUCACCAAAGUGAUUACAUCGUAAGGGGAUAUGUUCUGGACCAC